GCACUUUCAAAUAAAGUCGCUAGGAACAGCGGAGAUCCCAAAAAGUAAACAAAAGUAAAAGUCUAAUAUCUUGAAAACCGGUGAAUAUUUUUCGAUGAAAUUUGGUAGAUAUUCGUUUUCGCUCUUUCUGAACCGAGCGACAUCACUUUCGUGCCAAUUCAUUAACUUUUUUGAAGGUGGGAGGGUCCCUUUAAACAAAUUGAAAUGUUUAAUGAAGGAGUACAAGUUUCAGGCUGGCACUAGUCCAGUUAUCAGUUUGUGCAAACAAACAGGAAAAUCUCUCGCGGGCUGCUCGCAUGGUCAAAGAAGCCACUGCUGGAGGUGCUCAGAUGGUUGCACUGCCAGAGUGCUUCAACUCACCAUAUGGAACUCAAUAUUUCGGAGAAUAUGCCGAGAGCGUGCCUGAUGGACCAUCGUGCAAAGCUCUGUCCGAGAUGGCACGUGACAACAGCGUGCACCUGGUGGGUGGAUCCAUACCGGAGCGAGCGGGAGAGACUCUGUACAACACCGCCACGGUCUGGGCGCCAGAUGGCAGCCUGGUCGCCAAACACCGCAAGGUGCAUCUGUUCGAUAUCGACAUCCCGGGCAAGAUCCGGUUCCAGGAGUCUGAGACGCUGACGGCGGGCGCGUCCCUGACCACCUUCAGCACGCCCUGGUGCCGGGUCGGCCUGGGCAUCUGCUACGACCUGCGCUUCAGUGACAUGGCCACACUCUACGCCAGGCAGGGAUGUGACCUGCUGUUGUACCCUGGAGCGUUCAAUAUGACCACGGGACCGGCGCACUGGGAACUGCUGGCCAGAGCCCGCUCCGUCGAUAACCAGGUGUACACCGCGCUGGUGUCGCCAGCGAGGGACACGACCGCCUCGUAUGUGGCCUGGGGUCACUCGCUCGUGGCCUCGCCCUGGGGAGACGUGGUGGCCUCCACCGAGGCGGACGAAACCGUCAUCUACGCCGAUAUAGAUCUGGAGGAACUGAAGCGAAUCAGAGAGAACAUCCCUCUAGGAAAGCAGCGCCGACUCGACCUGUAUGACACAGUGCAGAAGGUCUAGCUGCCUGAGGGAACCCGAGCAACCAGUGAGUGAAAUAAAACUGAACUCUGCCUGACCACCGAGUAAGUGCCGCAUGCCUGGUUAUAACAGGCUGCAUUAUAGUUGUGUGAAGACUCUGUCAGAGUGGGACAUGAAUAUGUCUGACACAUGCAGGUUCUGUUCAGGGUUUGUGAUCAGGAAAGCGAGGGUGUUCGGAAGCGAUAACAGUUAGAAUGCGGCCAGUUAUCACCGCUUUGUUAUAUCGUUCGUACUUUGGGGUACAUGGAAUAAACUUAACACUGUGAUAGUGAAAGCUGUGUGGCGUUGCGAUGGGUAGAUCGUACAUGAGAUUAACAUUACAAUACAUGAUAUAUUGAA
Molecule: messenger RNA, 1406 nt
Organism: Amphibalanus amphitrite
Lineage: Eukaryota; Metazoa; Arthropoda; Thecostraca; Balanomorpha; Balanidae
Product: omega-amidase NIT2-like
Exons: 7
Coding region: 297-1049 (250 amino acids)
Biological process (GO): oxaloacetate metabolic process; L-glutamine metabolic process
Cellular component (GO): mitochondrion
Molecular function (GO): omega-amidase activity
Source: RefSeq, a predicted model, not a curated record